Molecule: messenger RNA, 654 nt
Organism: Rhinocladiella mackenziei CBS 650.93
Lineage: Eukaryota; Fungi; Ascomycota; Eurotiomycetes; Chaetothyriales; Herpotrichiellaceae
Exons: 1
Coding region: 1-654 (217 amino acids)
Molecular function (GO): catalytic activity
Source: RefSeq, a predicted model, not a curated record
AUGUCCUCUCGGCCUUCGGGCCAAGGAUUCGAUUCAGAUUCAGAAUACGCGGCACGAGAGAGGACAAUGCCUCUUCUCCGUCUUCCACCAAACCUCAAGUUCGGCCCCUUCUCCGUCUCGUCUCAAGUCUUCUACCUCUCCCGCUCUCGUCUAUCCUACGGCCUAGUGAAUCUCAAACCCUUACUUCCCGGCCACGUUCUCAUCUGCCCCGUGCGGCCAGCAUCACGAUUAUCCCAGCUCACCGCCUUGGAGACCGCUGAUCUAUUCAACACCGUCCGGGUCGUUUCACGGACUCUAGAACGGGUAUAUUCCGCUAGUGCUCUCAAUGUGGCGGUCCAAGAUGGCGUGGAUGCGGGCCAAUCCGUACCACAUGUCCAUGUCCAUGUCAUCCCGAGGCGGAGAGGUGACUACGAUCAUAGAGGGGGCGGCGAUCGGAUUUAUGACGCCAUGGAUGGGGAGGAAGGGAAUGUUGGAAACGCCUUCCUUGAGAUGCAGCGAGAGAGGAGCGAAAGAUCUAAGCAGAGGAGAGACUUUGCUGGUGGACCGGACAGUGAUAGGAAACCGAGGAGCGAGGAGGAGAUGACGAGGGAAGCGGAGUGGUUGAGGGCCGAGAUGCAGAAGGACCAUGUGAACGGAGAUGAGGAAUCCUCCUAG